AUGUCGUCGGAAGCUCAUUCAUCAGGCGUGUUAAUAAAAGACCUCGCGGCUCCCUCCAACGCAAACCAAUUCACCAUCUAUGGCGAAAGCAGAUUCGUACAUUUCCUCGGCGCACAAUGGUGGCGCCGCAAACUUGCCAACCAAUGUCGCGUCGUCGCUGUGUCGCCGGGCCUUGUUCCAGGUACAGGACUGAGUCGGCAUAGCAAAGAGUCACUGCCGACAAACCAUCCGGACGCCAAGUCUAUCCCCGAGGGAGCGGCGAGUCUGAAUGCCGCGCUGUUUAGGGACGAUUUCCCCGAGGACCCGGAGCAGAUAUUCUUAACAAGUUGGGGUGAGUGGUGGGACAAUUACGUUUAUACGAAAGCGCUGGAUAGGGAGCUGCAGGAUAAGUGGUCUUGGAGCAAGGAGGAUGUUGAGAAGUAG
Molecule: messenger RNA, 423 nt
Organism: Penicillium atrosanguineum
Lineage: Eukaryota; Fungi; Ascomycota; Eurotiomycetes; Eurotiales; Aspergillaceae
Exons: 1
Coding region: 1-423 (140 amino acids)
Source: RefSeq, a predicted model, not a curated record